CCCGCAGCACAGUCUCACCUCGACGCUCAGAUGGCGUGCGGCUGGUGCGAUCUUCUCGGAUAGCGAUGCGAUUGCGAGCGACACAAAUACACAGAGCAAUGCUUAGACAACGACUCUCGACUACUUCUUCCCCGACCUGUCCCACCGCGGAGUCAGCUGCAGUCAAACGGAGCGAUUCCGAGACAGACGUACUUCUUGAUGCCCCUCCGGGCGCACCGCCUUCCGGUCGCAGAAAACACCGUCGACGUCAGUACUAGCUCGGUACUCACCCGGGGUGGCAAACGCAGGGCCCACUCACCCUUAGCAGCUGCAGACCAGUCAGCACGGUCCUCGAGAGUCACUCAGCACGCAUACGCACCCUUGUCCUUCGCGGCCUUCAGCGCGGCCUCCUCCUGCUUCUUGCGCUCCUUGAACGCGAGGUCGUCCUCGUCCAGGUCUUUCUUCUCCUUCUUCGGAGCCUAGCAGCGAGCGGGUGUUAGUGAGACGCGCCGCCCGCGGGCGCAUCACUGCCUGCGCACCUUGAGUGGCUUGAGUUUCCCGCCUGCUCUGGUCGCCAUGGUCGGUGGUGUGUGGAAUGAAGAUGAAGAAGACCCGAG
Molecule: messenger RNA, 596 nt
Organism: Fomitopsis serialis
Lineage: Eukaryota; Fungi; Basidiomycota; Agaricomycetes; Polyporales; Fomitopsidaceae
Exons: 1
Source: RefSeq, a predicted model, not a curated record